Sycon ciliatum is the source of this 2884-nucleotide messenger RNA. RefSeq names its product eukaryotic translation initiation factor 3 subunit B-like. Gene Ontology annotation, molecular function: translation initiation factor binding; RNA binding; translation initiation factor activity. Gene Ontology annotation, cellular component: eukaryotic translation initiation factor 3 complex. The record is from RefSeq and is a predicted model, not a curated record. Lineage: Eukaryota; Metazoa; Porifera; Calcarea; Leucosolenida; Sycettidae. The transcript is spliced from 18 exons. Gene Ontology annotation, biological process: translational initiation. The coding region runs from base 155 to 2125 and encodes 656 amino acids.
UUGUAGCGAUUUCUUUUGACUCGAUCCGAAGGAACGAGAAGAAAGAAGGAGGGCGCAUACUGUUGCUUCAUGGCUUGCCUUGCUUUAUAUCUUGAGCAUUGCAUUGUAUGUCGCAUGUGCUGUAAUCGAGCUGUCGGUCGAGUUCAGCUGAAACAUGGAGCUUUCUGAGCAGGAUCUGGAGAUCAAUGAUGAUGAUCUGAUGCAGCUAACUGGUCUUAAAAAGCCGAAAGCCAUCAGCGGCAUUGAAGCAGCCAUUGUUGUGGACAAUGUUCCUAGAGUGGAUGGUGCGCGGCAAGAACGACUCAAGGGCGUCAUAAUGAAGAUCAUGUCCAGAUUUGGCAAGAUUGUUGGCGAACCUUUCUUCCCUGCUGAUGAGCAAGGCAACACCAAAGGGUACGUGUUCUUGGAGUACUCGAGUGAAGCGGAGGCAGUGGCUGCUGUCAAGACAGCCGACGGUUACAAGCUGGACAAAGGCCAUGUGUUCACGGUCAACCUACUGACCGACUUUGAGCAUUAUCAGAGUUUGCCAGAAACCUUCGAGCCACCCAAGACUAAAGAAUUUGUCUCAGAGGGAAACCUUCGGUCUUGGUUGAUGGAACCUGAUGCCCGUGACCAGUAUGUUGUGCAUGCUGGUGAUACAUGCACUGUGUUCAGCCACAGCGCUGAAGACGCAGACUAUGUUUUUGACAGAAAGUACUGGACAGCCAAGUACCUCCGAUGGACCCCACAGGGAACAUAUGUAGCAUCAUUGCACGAUCAAGGUGUCAUUAUGUGGGGAGGUGACAAGUUUGAACGCAAGCUGCGGCUUGCUCACAGCCGUGUGCAGCUGAUUGACUUUUCACCAUGCGAACGUUAUGCUAUCACGUUCAAUGGUGCGCCAGACAACGAAGCAUCCCCAGAUGCUAUCGCUGUGUGGGACCUGAAGCGUGGUCACUGCAUUCGUCGUUUCAACGCAGGUGAAAACAAAGAGUGGCCGAUCUUUCGGUGGAAUUUUGAUGGCAGCUUAUUUGCACGCAUGUCUGAGAACUUGAUCAGCGUAUAUGAGAGUGUGACAUGCAGCCUCCUUGAUAAGGAAAGCUUUUUCAUCAAAGGCAUUAGGCAAUUCUCGUGGUCACCAUCUGAUAAUAUCAUCGCGUACUGGACCCCGGAAGAGUCAAGUAUACCGGCUAGAGUUGCACUGAUGGAGAUACCUAGUCGCCAGGAGAUACGGACAAUGAACCUGUUCAGUGUUGCCGACUGCAAAAUUGUCUGGCACGGUCAAGGUGACUAUUUGGCUGUCAAGGUGGAUCGUUUUGCCAACAGCAGAAAGAAGGUGACCAUUGCAAACUUUGAAAUUUUCCGGAUUCGGGAAAAGAACAUUCCUGUGGAGAAGAUAGAACUCAAGGAUGCGGUGCAAGGAUUUGCAUGGGAGCCACAUGGCAACAAGUUCGCUGUUAUUCACGAACUUCAAGGCUCGCCUGGUGUCUGUGUCAGUUUCUACGAGAUGGAAACAGACAAGCUAAAACUCAUCAAGAUGCUGGAGAAGAAGCUUGUAUCACACAUCUUCUGGUCACCCAGGGGACAGUUUGUCGUUCUAGCAGGCCUCAAACAGUCCAAUGGUAUAUUGGAGUUCUAUGACACAUCAGACAUGACAAUGAUGAACGUUAGCGAGCACUUGAUGGCCACUGAUAUUGCGUGGGACCCUACCGGUCGCUACCUGGUCAGCUCCGUGAGCACGUGGUACCAGAAGGUGGACACUGGAUACAUCGUCUGGUCACUGCAUGGACAACCGCUGCAGCGCCAUAGCGUCGAUGGCUUCUGCGAAUUGCAUUGGCGACCUCGCCCCAAAUCACUUUUAUCUGAAGAAGAGGUCAAGCGCCUCAAACGUGAUUUGAAGAAGACCUACACCCCCAAGUUUGACAGCCAGGACAGGAAAUCCCGCAACAAAGCAUCCAAGGCCGAAAUUGAGAAACGGCAGCAGCUCAUGGCGCAGUUCAAGGCGUACCGUGCAAGGGUCACGCGGGAACUGGCGGAGGAAGAACCACGUCUGCGUGAACUAAGAGGGGAUAUGGACCAGGACGAUGGUGAAUAUGAUGAGGAAGUUGUUGAGUAUCUGGUCAACGUGGAGGAAGUCGUCCUCAAGUGAACCUUUGCUUCUAUGUGACACACGUCGAUCUUGCAUCGCGCCGGUUUAUUUUUCAUCAAGAACCCGAAAUUGUACAAAGUUUGAACUACAAACCCACUUGUAUGAUUCCGAUUCCCUGCCUGAUAACAAGCAGGAGCUGCUUUCAUUUUGCCUAGGGGCUGUUUUAACUAUUAAACUUUAGUGUUCUCUUUCAUAAGGUUUGUUUGUCUGUCUCGUCGAUGUGAUUAUAUUGCUGCUUGUGUCUGCGUAAUGCACAAAGAUGUCAACAUAGUUAUGCUGUUCGGGUUGCCAAACUUGCCGCUGCGGAAAUUGCAGGUCAAUCAUAGUCCGGUGCUUGUAGAUGUACAUGCGCAACAAUAAACCGUGAUUCACAAUAUCACUUUCUGGUUUCUGCCGGCAAUUUGACGUGCAAUAUGCAACAAGGAAAUGCUGGUAAGACUAGCUUGACCAAAGUUAAACGUUUGCGAUGUGCAACACGACGCAUGCCAAUAGAGUACCGGUGCAGGUUUCUAUGCUGGUCGCACGUGCAUGUACAGUACAACGCACUGCAUUUAGUAGGUGUUGCAGAAACCAAAGAUACUGUGCAUCAUCGGCAUGUGUCACAUACGCAGCUCAUCGCCAUAACUGUUUUUGAGGAAUCUGCAUUACGCUGUAACAUUACCAGUCACUUGACCUCUGAUAUACAGUACAGUCUUUCCCUUUCUUCUGGAUUCUUUCCACUUCUCACCAUUUCUUCCUUGUUAUGUCUGUUGUCACUGA